UAUCACUUCCUGUGUCACGGCAAAGGCCCAAAAUUCACGCUGCUGAAGAUGGCGAGUGGCACAGGGACGGUCGCGUCGCUGUGGACCGAAGUGAAUCGGUGUGGUCAAAAUGGGGACUUUACAAGAGCUCUCAAAGCUGUCAACAAAAUACUUGACGUCGUGAAGGAUGAUGUGACUGCCCUGCAUUGUAAAAUAGUCUGCCUCAUUCAGAAUGGCGGUUUCAAGGAAGCCUUGAAUGUCAUAAACACUCACACUAAGAGUCUGCCAAGUGAGGCAAUAGUAUUUGAAAAAGCGUACUGUGAGUAUCGUCUGAACAGAGUAGAAAAUGCCUUGAAAACUAUCAAGAGCGCUGCAGAUCAGUCCAACAAACUGAAAGAGCUCUAUGGCCAAGUGCUGUACCGGUUGGAACGAUAUGACGAAUGCCAAGAGGUGUACAACGAUCUAAUCAGGAACUCCGUAGACGAGUAUGAAGAGGAGAGGAAGACAAACCUGUCUGCCGUGGUGGCGGCACAGAGCGCAUGGGAGAAGGUUGCUCCGGAAGACUUGGGUUUGCCUGAAACCACAUAUGAGCUGUGCUAUAAUGCUGCCUGCACUCUGAUUGGCCAGGGCCAGCUCACAGAAGCCAUGAACAAGCUCCGUCAAGCUGAGGAUCUGUGUCGGAGGUCUUUGGCUGAGGACUCGGACGUGACCGAGGAGGAGAUCGAGUCAGAGCUGGCCAUAAUCCACUCCCAAAUGGCCUACAUCAUGCAGCUCCAGGGGAGAACCGAGGAUGCGCUCCAGCUCUACAACCAAGUCAUCAAACUCAAGCCAACUGAUGUGGGACUCCUGGCUGUGACUGCCAACAAUAUUAUCACCAUUAACAAGGACCAAAAUGUGUUUGACUCCAAGAAGAAGGUGAAACUGACGAACGCAGACGGUGUGGAGUACAAGCUGGCCAAGAAGCAGAUUCAGACCAUCGAGUUCAACAAAGCUCUCUUGGCCAUGUACACCAAUCAGGCGGAUCAGUGUCGGAAGUUGUCGUCGAACCUGCAGGCCCAGAACCCGGGCCACCCCAGACCGGUGCUGAUUCAGGUGGCCCAGCUGUCUCGAGAGAAGCAGCACGCUAAGGCCAUAGAGCUGCUGCAGAACUUUUCGGACCAGCAUCCUGAGAAGGCUUCUGGCAUUAAACUAACCAUGGCACAACUCUAUUUGACACAAGCUCAUGUCACAAAAGCCUGUGAUAUCUUGCGGUCUAUAGAAGAAUUUAAGCACAAGCAAGGAAUGGUCUCUGCCCUGGUCACGAUGUACGCUCAUGAGGAGGAUAUUGACAGUGCUAUUGAUGUUUUCAGCCAGUCCAUUCAGUACUACAAGUCGGAACAGCCUGGAUCGUCGGCCCAUUUGUCCCUGGUCCGAGAAGCGGCAAACUUCAAGCUGAAGUACGGCCGUAAGAAGGAGGCCAUCAGUGACCUGGAACAGCUGUGGAAGCAGAACACUAAUGACGUCCACACGUUGGCACAACUGAUCUCGGCGUACUCUCUAGUGGAUCCGGACAAGGCAAAAUCCCUAAGCAAGCACCUGCCCUCUCCAGACACCAUGGCCUUCAACGUGGACGUGGAUGAGUUAGAGAACUCUCACGGCGCCACCUACGUCAGGAAGAAGGCAGCCAAGGUGGUGGGGGAGAAUUUGCCUAAAGAGCAAGGUCAAGGGGAUCUGAAAAAGAAGAGGAAGAAAAAGAAGGGGAAAUUGCCCAAAAACUGCGACCCCAAGUCCACUCCCGAUAUUGAGCGCUGGCUGCCCAUGAGGGAGCGCUCGUACUACCGUGGUAAGAAGAAGGGCAAGAAGAAGGAGCAGAUCGGAAAGGGGACACAGGGCACCACGUCGGGAGCCUCAGCCGAACUGGACGCCAGCAAAACAGCCAGCAGCCCCCCCACGUCCCCAAGGCCAGGCUCAAGCACUGCGAGUGCGUCGGCGGCAUCGAGCAACGUGGUCCCCCCACGACAGCAGAAGCCCGCCCCAUCCACCCGCAAGAAGCAGCCGCAGAAGAAGAAGAAGGGAGGAAAAGGAGGAUGGUAGAGGAGGAUCAUGAAGCCCACAUUAGCCAUGAUGGACCCUGGAAACUCAUCAUGACUGACUUGGUUUUUUUCCACUUUAUUUGUUUCUUUUUUUCUUUUUUAAUACCAUCCAAAAUGUAUUGUUAUCAGUUCUUAAACAAGCCCAGAGACAUCAGCUGAAAGUUUAUCAUUGGGUGGAUAUACAUUUAAUUAAGUUUGUCAUUUGCAUUGAUGAGCUUUGUCGAAAUGUUUGUAAAACUGCAUACUGUGAUAUGAAUUAUUUGUCUUUGUUCCUAUUUAUCUACCACUAAUGGUGAUCUUCAGGACAAACUGACCCAUCACAUUUGUUUUACAUCGCUUGGCAGCCUGUAAAUUGAAACAUUACUGUACGGUAUUGUCAACCAAAAAAACUAGAAAUCAAGCUGUAAAUGCAAAUGUCAGAGUAUUUGUUUUUUUAAAACCCCCAGGGAGAGCUCACCUUAAAUAUUAUUUCAGAACGAUUUAUUGAGUGGCUGAAUUUUGCCAUUUUGUAGGAACCACAGAAAGCUACAGAAUGGACCAGAGUCUUAAUAAAAUGGUUCCUGGCACCACA
Messenger RNA from Alosa alosa (allis shad), 2622 nucleotides. RefSeq names its product signal recognition particle 72 (gene srp72). Gene Ontology annotation, molecular function: protein binding; 7S RNA binding; ribosome binding. Bases 49 to 2052 code for a protein of 667 amino acids. The record is from RefSeq and is a predicted model, not a curated record. NCBI's taxonomy places the organism in Eukaryota, Metazoa, Chordata, Actinopteri, Clupeiformes, Clupeidae. Gene Ontology annotation, cellular component: signal recognition particle, endoplasmic reticulum targeting. The transcript has 19 exons. Gene Ontology annotation, biological process: SRP-dependent cotranslational protein targeting to membrane.